This is a messenger RNA of Paramuricea clavata, 2786 nucleotides long. Lineage: Eukaryota; Metazoa; Cnidaria; Anthozoa; Malacalcyonacea; Plexauridae. The record is from the annotation of a GenBank genome assembly.
UUUUACAUUAAGAUCUCAUUUUUAUAGAUCAUUUGCUUCAAAAACUGCUGUGAAUUAUGAAGAGCUAGCCAUUGUCCAUAUCAGUGCCACAUACAACAACACUAUCCUGACAAUAACAGAUCAUGCUGGUAAAUCUCUGUUUUGUUAAAUAACCCAUUGAGCACUCUACCCUUGAUGAGUAAAAUUGUCUGGCAUUAAGGCGGAUUUCCAGUCCUCGCAUGAAGCUCCUCGCAGCUCGCUGUGAUCGAAUGAUGCAUGAGCACUUUCAUCCAAUCAUAAUGCUAAACAGUUCAUUUUAAUUAGAUGCAAGCACUCGCAGCGAGCUGCAAGGAGCUUCGUGAGAGGACUGGAAAACCGCCUUUAGACAGAGUAAAAUAACAAAGUAGGGUGCUUUAGGAUGCAAUGCCACUUGAAGGGAAUUGAUCAAUUUUGGAUUGGUUUAUUUUAGGCAGCACUUUAGGAUGGAAGUCUGCAGUAAGUAUAGAGGCAUUGCAAUUUAUUAGGCAUGGCUGACAUAAAUAUUUUUUUAUGAAAUUACUUACCAAAUGAGUAUACCUCACAAAUGUUAACAAAAUCAAUUAUGUGUAAGGUAUAAUUAUUACAGUAAGAAGUAUGAUCAACAAUAAUCCUUUUGCAGGGGAGUGAAGGAUUCAAAAAUGCAAGAAGAGGGACUAAUUUUGCUGGUCAACAAGCUGCAAUUGCAGCUGCAAAGGUAAUUCAUAUGUUUUCAAAAUAUAUAGACACGGCACGAAGAUAUGACUUUUAUCUUCGAGUGGUGAAAACACUAUUUUUUACGAACGAGGGCAAGCCACCAUGUAAUGUUCUUUCUGUUUAUUAUAUAGUCCCAAGCAAAAAAUUGUAUAAAUACUAAAAGUCACAUGAUUAAUAUCUCUACUGGUGAAGAUAUGGAAAAUAUCUCGCUGUGUAUUUUUCAGUAUCUCGCUCUCUACUAUAUAAUAAAACAGCAUAUAAUUUUCGUACUACACAGUUUACUGUUGCCAGCUGAUUCAAUUAAAGUGACACUCUCAAAGUCAAAACCCUCAACCUCUAAGCGCGAAUAAAUGAUGGAUGUGCAUGCAAUAAUGUAAUUCAUACUUCUGACAUUCCAUAGUUACAGUUGCUGCGUCCCACAAGUUGUUUUACUUUUGCAUAAAAAAGCAAUUUAUAAUUUGCAAAUUUUUUCGCUUGUUUAACCCAAUUCAGUAGCACACCCGGCAAAAUUCAUGGGAUUUUAUAACUUAAAGUUGAAGAAUGUUGUUUGUGAGCAUGCUUAACUCCUUUGGGAAUUAAAUUCACUUGAUCGAUUAGCAUAAAUAUUAGACAUAUACUUCAAAAGCAAAAUAUAAUAACUAGAUCAUGCUAACAUGCAUGGAUAAACAAUCGCGUAAUAAUACACGCCCAUGGUGCAUUUUGCGCUCAGAGGUUGACUGGUCGAAGGUUUUGACCUUCAGAAACAACCUUAAUUGAAUUAGCUGUAUUUGAAAUUCUACUUGUGUUGAUGGAUUGUGGCUGUAAGUAUGUAAACAGUACCCACAAUCUAAUUGUCAUGUGGUCUGGAUACUCAAUUCAAAGCAUCUUUAAAAAGCUACAAUUUUAUGUUAAGAAAACAUCACUUGUGCACAAAUCUUUUGAAAUUUUGCUGAUUUAGAAUUCAACUUGCAAAGAAAAGUUUUGAGUUUCCAAACCAUAUCUAUGUCCUAUUAAUUGUUUGAUUCACUAUUGGAAGUCAACUGGAUGUCAAUUUUGUAAACUUCCUUCCAUUAACAGAAAGCUUUAGAUCUUGGAAUAACGCAAGUCCGGGUAAAAAUGAAAGGACUGGGACCAGGUCGCAAGGUAAGCAUUUACAAUUAUUAUUUUACUGUUCUUUGGACUUAAAUCACAGUGGUUAGUCCAUUGAGCAUCAUGCAGCCCUUGCCCCUUGAGAGUAAAAUCAUCUGGUGUUAGACUGAGUGAAAUAACAAAGUAGGUCGCAUUGGGGUGCAGUGCAACUUAAUGGGUUAAUAAACAAAAUGUUUUCCGUUAGGAUUUUUUGCUAGGUCACUUAUUGAAGUCCUGUUUUACUUUUGUGUUUUUUAGUCUUCAGUAAAAGGUCUUGAAUUAGGAGGACUCAGUGUAUUCUCAGUCACAGAUGUUACGCCAAUACCACAUAACGGCUGUAGACCAAGGAAAGUGAGACGACUUUAGGUGAGAAUAUGAUGAAGAAAUUGAUGAUGAAUUCCAACUCCUCAAGGGAACGGAGUUGUGUACUGUACAGUAUAUCAGUCCGACGGACUAUAUUAGUCAGACAUUGUCAGAUCUCCAAUUAAGGGUGAACGCCUAAGAUACAAUUCAGCCAUUCUGAAGUCGGUUGUUGAAAAGUCCGCAUAUACAGUGUUCCUAAAGACUGUCUGAAUGAAGACACGAACUUCGAGAAACAUAAGAAGAAACUGGUUGCUUAUUAUUAAUUUUAUUUCAAGUGAAUCAUUAGAGUACUAAUUGAUGAAUUAUAAUCCAAGGUACAGAAUGUUGCGAGUGACCAUUUACUGUUAAAUGACCUUAAAUGUAACGCCAAUACACCCUUCAGGAAAGUAGGUCACUUUGGCUAUACGGCCUCGUUUUCGAGCGAAGGCCCUUCAAAUUAGUAGCACUACUAGUAGCAAAAUACUGACAUUAAUAUUUAACGAAGCCUAUUCCUUCGUAAUUGUCGCUUUUUAGACCUAAACUGCUAUACCCUUAUGUUACCGAAGCUUGUAAUACAUUUGCGUUCAACACUCUGCGUCUUUUUACGCGCAAAAUCUAUUUGUCGA